CAUCUUUGGCGUGGGCAUCAAUCCCAUAUCUGGGCCUACGAGACACCUCGUACAAUGGGUAUCGAGGAGCAGAAAGAGGAGAGGGAGAUCCUCGAGUCCAUCUAUCCCGAUGAGAUCACAGAUGUUUCCGAGACGGAAUUCCGGAUAUCGAUACAGCUCGAUGUGAACGUUGAAGACGUCGAGGAAGAGCCGCCAAUCAUAAUACUCAAUGUCCAAUAUCCUCCCAGCUACCCAGAUGAAGCGCCCCGGCUCGACAUCAUGGCGCCUCCGAAUGCGCCCAAAUACCCCUACCUCGACAUUCAAGAAGAUAAGGCGCGUCUUCUCUCCUCGCUCGAUGACACCAUCGCCGAAAAUCUGGGAAUGGCCAUGAUAUUUACGCUUGUAUCCACCCUGAAAGACGGCGCCGAGCUGCUCAUCGUCGAGCGCGCAAACGCAAAGCAAGCCUUGAAGGAGAUGGAAGCGCAAAAGGAGGAAGAGGAGGAGAAUCGCAAGUUCCAGGGCGAAGCCGUCACACGCGAGAGUUUCUUGGCAUGGAGAGAAAGGUUUCGGAAGGAGAUGGCGGAGGAGGAGCAGAGAAGACAGGAAGAGAAGGAGGCAGAUGACAAGAAGAAGAAAGUGAAGGAGGAGAAGAGGCUAACAGGAAAGGAGCUGUGGCAGCAAGGAUUGGUGGGCAAGGUCGAUGAAGACGAAGAGGGACGGGACGGCUUGGAGGGUAUGGAGAAGCUGAAAAUCGAGGCAGCUUCAUAG
This is a messenger RNA of Westerdykella ornata, 747 nucleotides long. RefSeq names its product RWD-domain-containing protein. The transcript is spliced from 3 exons. Gene Ontology annotation, biological process: cytoplasmic translation. Gene Ontology annotation, molecular function: protein binding. The record is from RefSeq and is a predicted model, not a curated record. NCBI's taxonomy places the organism in Eukaryota, Fungi, Ascomycota, Dothideomycetes, Pleosporales, Sporormiaceae. The coding region runs from base 55 to 747 and encodes 230 amino acids.